Molecule: messenger RNA, 642 nt
Organism: Rhizopus microsporus ATCC 52813
Lineage: Eukaryota; Fungi; Mucoromycota; Mucoromycetes; Mucorales; Rhizopodaceae
Product: putative maf protein
Exons: 5
Coding region: 1-642 (213 amino acids)
Molecular function (GO): nucleoside triphosphate diphosphatase activity
Source: RefSeq, a predicted model, not a curated record
AUGCCUUUAGACUUGCCUGCCUUAAAAUCAUUAAACGCCAAGUCAGUUGUGCUAGCAUCUGCUUCACCUAGAAGAAAGGAGAUUCUAAGUGAUAUGGGAAUAAAAUUUAAGGUUGUAACAACUUUAAAGCCAGAUGAAAAUAAUCCUGCACUCUACAAAACUGAAGCAGACUAUGUGGCUGAUACGGCUUAUAUGAAAGCAAAGGAGGUGUUUGAUAGAUGUGAGGCAAACUUGCCCAAGGCUGAUAUAGUCAUUGGAGUAGAUACAGUAGUGGUCAAGAACGGUAAGGUGUUUGAAAAACCACCAAAUGCAGAUAAAGCCAAGGAGAUGCUUCAAGAGUUUAGUGGAUCAACGCAUUCGGUUUUGUCAGGCGUUCAAAUUAUUUACAAACUCAAGGACGGAAAAGUAGAAAAGCUUGGAUUUGUUGAAAAGACGGAUGUUACAUUUUCAAGCUUGAAUGAUGAAACGAUAAAUAUUUAUGUUAAUUCAGGAGAACCUUUUGAUAAAGCAGGCGGCUAUGGUAUUCAAGGUGAGGCCUCUAUUUUUGUCAAAUCGAUUCAAGGGGACUAUUGGAACGUGGUUGGACUACCUAAAAAUCACUUGUUUGAAGAAUUAGUAAAAAUUGCUGAUAUCUGUGUUUGA